Molecule: messenger RNA, 222 nt
Organism: Morchella sextelata
Lineage: Eukaryota; Fungi; Ascomycota; Pezizomycetes; Pezizales; Morchellaceae
Exons: 6
Coding region: 1-222 (73 amino acids)
Source: RefSeq, a predicted model, not a curated record
AUGCCUCUUUCUGUUUUUCUUACAUCCUACGACAUCGGUACAUUCGAUUCUCAACAGCUAGAGCAGAAAUUGUUGGCGAAUACGGGAAUGAUGUUGGAUGAUGCGUCUCAAAGUGCAGCUGAAGGAAACACCGAUCUAAACAUCACCCCGGCCACGUCUAGGUUUAUUCGCAAAAUAGAUUCUAAUUCAAUACUUCCUGAUCUAUUCGAUGAUCAUACUUGA